GUACUUUUGACCAACCAACACCUCGACAAGCUCGUGGCAUCUCGCAUUGACUUCACUACACGAGGCAUGCUUGUAGGUUCCAUAUUAUCAAGAGCUGUGGCUUCUCUCUCAGAAGAUGAUAUUGAUGAUGGCAAAGUUGUUGAUGGUCUGACAGCUCUCACUUUUGUACAGCUCGCAAGGACACCUCAUAAGUGGUGUUGUAAUAUGACGGUAGUGGCACUGGCAGAGGAAGUUCAUGUUCCACACCUGCAACAUCUCAUCCGCUACUUCCUUUUCUCCCAACUCUUCCCUGAUGACCCCCACAACCCUGAAGAUGUACCUGCCACCAACUGCCCUCAACAUGAUGGGAGUAUUCACAUCUUCAAUUCUGUGGCUGCAACAUUUUAUGCCCCCAGUGAUCCCAGUGGCAUCAGUGGCAUGUGA
Messenger RNA from Suillus subaureus, 423 nucleotides. RefSeq lists its product as uncharacterized. The record is from RefSeq and is a predicted model, not a curated record. Lineage: Eukaryota; Fungi; Basidiomycota; Agaricomycetes; Boletales; Suillaceae. The transcript is spliced from 3 exons. The annotation marks the transcript as partial.